Molecule: messenger RNA, 4576 nt
Organism: Schistosoma bovis
Lineage: Eukaryota; Metazoa; Platyhelminthes; Trematoda; Strigeidida; Schistosomatidae
Source: the annotation of a GenBank genome assembly
UAUUCGUGUUACAAAUUAUCCAAAGCUGGAUGAUACAAGAAAAUCAGACGUAUGUUACCAAAAAUUAUGAUUGUAAGCAAAGUGGUGAAUAUAUUAAAUUGAGAACACUGAUUUCAACUUUGAACUGGUUUCCCUAAAGAACUAAACGUAAGGACUAGAAUUAAGGGAACUAUACCUCUACGAAUCGUAAUCAUACUAAUGACUUUUAGGGAGAGAGUAUUUGUAACAUUGUAUGAAGAAACAUGUUUCAAUAACUCUCGAUUAAUAAGUGAAUAUAUUUAUGACUUUGAAAACUAGAAUAGUUUGAAAAAUAGAUGAACAUAAGAUUACUUAUGCAGUUCAGAAUAAAGAACAAAUUUACGUAAAGAUGUAGAUUCUACAUAUCAGAUAUGGAAAUACGCUCCAUGAUAAAAUUAAAUAAGCGGGUAUGGAAUGCUGAAUCAAAAUAUAUCAACUUCAAUCAAGGAAUUGAAAUCACACCCAGGUGUAUUCAGAUUCUGAAGAUUCAUAAACAUUUAAAUUACAGAUGGGAUUCUCAUUAAGAACUAUUAUUUACCGUGUGACUAAACAGCAGGAAGAAAAUAGGACAAUCGCAAGUUCCACGAAUCCAUAUCUACUGCAUGUUAGUUUCAUACAUUUUUCAAAAAAAGCUGUUUAUAAGAUAAAUUUUAUCUUCAUUUAUGCCACUGAUAUAAUGCAUUUAUCUUGAAGGCAGAGCGAUGUGACAAAUAACGUUACUCUAAGUGUUUCUGUCUUUGAUCUUACGGUGUUUCUUAAUUAGCAUAUGUAUAUUUCACAACUAGCCACAGUAAUAUGUUGUAUGAUAUUUUGUUCUGUUUUGUAUCAGGUUGUUCGUCUACUUAGUAGUGAUUUCUGUCUGACUAUGAGCAAAAUGUUGUAACUACGCAACUGUGAUAUUCCGAGCCAACUAAGUGCGUGAGUCUUUAUCUGUUUCAUAAUCUUUGAAACCACUGGUAAGCAUUAUAAACUAUUAAAAUAGACCGAUAGUUCACAGCAGAGUGAUCAGAAUUAAAUUAUCUAGUUUUCACUGGUGAUCGAACAAGCUUGCAGUAUGGCUACUUUAUAGGAGUGCUUUAACACCAAAGUGCACUACCCUUUCUUUUGAAUGCCUUGGACUGAUCACCAUGAUACCCUUGUCCUUUUCUUCACUUCCACGGGUUAUGAAACUUUUCUUAAUGACAAACGACAACACGGAUCAAUUAUAGAUUCAGCUCUUCAUCCUGAUUGUCUUCAACCAUUCAGUAUCAAAUCAAGUAUCUGUGCUUGACGACUAAGGUAAUUCAUUCUUAACAGAUUUAUUUAAAUCCUGGGUGCACAGACUUGUGUCCUUUUAACUGUAGUCUAAGCUAUUACGUCACCACUUUGAGAAACUAUAAAACAAUUCUGGCCACGCACUGAUCACUAGAAGCCAAUUAGACUCAUCUGAAACUCGAGAAAUAUUUCAAAAUAACUGGAAUACCAUUCCACAUACUAGAAAUGUUGAUUGCCAAAAAUAGAUUCCAGGAAAACCUGAGGUUACAUUUAGGUAGUUCUGAAAAAGAGGCAGACCCAUAUAUUGCUUGGGAAGAUAUACGAACAGCUGUGGAAACAACAGCGACAUCUAUUAGUGAUUUAAACCAAAGGGUUGCGAAAAACCAUUGGAUUUCUACUAAGUCUAUUGCACUGAUGGAUCCUCGUAAACUCAUCCCAUCAGGCUCUGAACACAAUGAAGAGCGAAAACAAGUCAGAUGUGGGUUAACCAAAAGUCUGAGAAACAGCUGUGAAGUGGUGGGCAACAAAAGCAAGAGAGAUGGAAAACACAGCGGCUGUAGGCAACACAAAACAAAUUUUCAGACUAGUAAAAGAAACUGGAACUAAGAAAUCAAGUGUGAGACGAUCUCGGGAAAAGACACUCUUAUCUGCUCUAAGCCCAGACGUCUAGAACGGAACAUUUUAAGGAACAGUUCAGCUGGUCUUCAGCUAUUCUACAACUACCCACCAUUCUCUAACAGCUUGAAUGGAACAUUGACGUAGGUCCCCCGACUCUAAUUGAAUUUCAGAAAGCUGUAGCUAAUCUGAAACGAGCAAUAUAAGCUAGUCCAGAUGGAUUGGCUCGAGAUGUCUUUAAAAUUGGUGGUCCAGAUUUAUCGAUUAGGUUGACUAAUAUUUUAGCUAAAAUCUGGGAGUUGGAUGUAGUACCCUCCAACCGGUCGCAAUCACUAAUUGUCCCAAUAUAUAAGAAGGGGUAAAAGCCAUCCUGCGAUAACCAUAGAGAGAUUAGUCUGAUUAAUAUGGCAUCUAAAAUACUAUCCUCAAUAAUUAUCGGACGCCUAACAAAGACACAUGAACUGCAAACACGAGAGAAUCAAGCUGGCUUCAGACCUGGUCGUGGAUUCAUCAACCACAUAUUCACCAUAAGUCAGGUUCUAGAACACAGGCAUGCUUACCGACGUCCGACAAUGGUGGUCUUUCUUUUUUUAAAAGCAGCAUUUGACUCUUCAGACCGUUCUGUGGUAGUGUCUGUCAUUGAAAGGCGUACCUCAGAAGUACAUAAACUUAGUGAAGGCUCUUUACUCGAACAUUACCAGUCAAGUCAGAGCUUAUGGCGAACUGUCAUCUGAUUUCGUAAUCUCAAGUAGCGUCCUUCAAGGCUGUCUACUAUCUCCAUUUUUGUCCAACUUCAUCAUAGACCUACUGUUGGAAAUAACGUUCUCGUCUUCUAAACUUUCAAAAAUUGGUCUCCUUCCAGGAGGUCCACUUAUCGACUUAGAAUACUCAGAUGACAUAGUUCUGUUUGGUGAAGACUGAUAAAGUUCAGAGUCUUAUGAUAGAACUGAGCAACAAUGCCUGGAUGUUUGAGAUGCGUUUCUCCCUCUCUAAAUGCAAGUUAUUGCUUUAGGACUGGCCUGCGUCAACAUGUGAACGAAUGAUAGGGAGUGAAGUAGUCGAACGCGUCGACAACUUCACUUAUCUUGGAAGUCUGAUCAGCCCUAAUGGGUUGGUUUCUGACAAAAUCUCUGCACGGAUUCGAAAAGCUCGUUUGGCUUUUGCCAACUUACGUCAGCUAUGGCGAAGGCGAGAUAUCCGUCUACCGACUAAGGGACGAGUAUACUGCGUGGCAGUUCGUUCUGUUUUAAUUUACGGCAGCGAAACAUGACCAUUAAAAGUAGAAGAAACUCGUAAACUACUAGUAUUUGACCACAGAUGCCUCAGAAAUAUUGUUGGCGUCUUCUGGAAUCACCGAGUAAGUAAUAGUGAGGUUAGACACAAGGUAAAUCAGUUGAUUAGGUUGUGAAUCUUCAUCGACUGAGAUGGUUGGGACUCGUGUUACGUAUGCUUAAAUACCGAUUACCACGACGCACAAUGCUAACUGGUGUUGGGGAUGGUUGGAAGAAAGUUAGGGGCAGCCAAACCAAAACGUGGCAUCAGUGCUUGAAGUCACUAACUUCUAGUCUGAGCCAUGUUGGUAGAUGCAGACUACUUGGUUGGGGUCCGCGUGACUAUCGUAACCAAUGGUUGGAGACUCUUGGUGACAUGGCUCAGAAUCGGUCCCAAUAGUGUCAGUGUAUACACUGUUUGUCUUCCCUUAAACGGUGAGGCUAAAAUCGCUUUAUAUAUUUCUUUUUCCAACCAAUUCUUUCUUCCUGUACUAUAUUCUUAUGCACAAUCUUUCGUUUACACAUUACUACUAUUGAAGCAACUACUAUGAAUUUGGUGUUCAUCUUGUUGUGCUAACGAGUUGUGGCAACUUGGACCGAUGCAUCUAUGUGCCUGGUCCUACGUUGUAGCUGACUGACCGAUUAUAAAUGUUGAUAAUAAACUUUAGGUGAAGAAAAUGACACUGAAUGCUAAAAAGAAAUAAUUUGUUUAUCCAUUUGGAAUUUUUUCAACAGACUAAAAGACCUGCUUGUCUGAUGAAAAUAAACAAGGAGCUUCAUUUUUGAUUUAUUAACAUAUAUUUUGUAUAGCUUACGUUUCACCUAGACACGUUUGCUAUGUUGAACUUGAAAUUUUUUGUUCUAUAACUUACUAUUAAUCUCAGUCUGAAGUAAUGUAGUGAACAUCAAGUAACUUUUAUGAGGAACGUUAGUUUUUUGCGUAAUCCAAUCUAAAGUAUGUACUACAAUUUGAUUUGAUAAAGAAACCGAAAUCGAUUUCUACUGUACAACCGAUUAUCAUUCAACUGUAUUAUGUAAUAAUUUCAAGCAUUAUGGUUGUUUAUGAAGUUCUAAAUAUUCAUGAAAAAUGUAUUUUAUCAUAAGAUAAAUAGUUAUGGAUCUGUAAUAAAACAGUAGUUAUACACACUGAUCAUUUUGAAUAGUCAGUGAUUGCUGCUGAUACAAUCCCAUGAAUGGUAAAUGAUGAUUCAAUAGCUAACUCAAAGAUGAUACCCCUGUGCAUUGACUUGACUAACAGGUAUCUACUUUUAUCUAUCAGUGGAAGGUGAUAUUCGCAGAAUAUCUUAUAGUUUUUCAUGUGACAAGCAUGAGUGGUAAAUGUUAUCACGAAAUCAAAAUUUGUGGUAGAUGAUGACCGAUGAAAAUUACUCUUUUCACUGCUUACGCAAUUGUUGUUU